Molecule: messenger RNA, 971 nt
Organism: Varroa destructor (honeybee mite)
Lineage: Eukaryota; Metazoa; Arthropoda; Arachnida; Mesostigmata; Varroidae
Source: RefSeq, a predicted model, not a curated record
ACUUAUUAUUGGAAAGACCUCAAUGAGACAAAACUCGACGUCGUAAAGUAUAGAUGAUUUCACUCGGAUCCAAGGUCGUCGUUUAACAGCUGAUUUAAAUCCACCGUUUGAGAGUAAUUGGCGCAACUGAUGAUGACAGGCUGUGUACCAGACUAAAGAAUUAUAAUUUCGAUUUGGACUCAUUAACUUUGAAAUAUUUAUGAUCUACUUUUAAACUGUGAAUUAGCUUAAUGCUUGUUUGAAGUGUAAAGAUGGGAAGCGGAACAUCAAAACAUUCCAGCGAUUAUGAAUCUGUGAACACUCCGAUGCAACCUCAACGCCAAUUGCCCUUCGAUCCGAGAUCUCCAUCCGCUGGAAUAAAUCGCACUCCAAUUAUUGUUCCUGUAAGUCCAGAUGAAGUGUGUACUACACCCGCUCGUCCCAAAAGCAAACUGUUGGAUCCGCGAUCACCUGCUGAGGCACUUAUCCGCACACCAGUUCUUACGCCAAUUAAAUUUGACUUCAGCGAGCUUGAACAGGCUCUUAGGAACAGUUCAAACAAACCUCUUUAUCAAAUCCCAAAAGACAAGGUUACGAAAGAGAUAAGUCCCUCACAGCUUAUAUUUACCACUCGUCCUGAUUCAGACAGAGAAACUUUCGAUUCAAUAGCAGAUAUCGUUACGCAGCGUACACCACUUAGCACACCUACGAAGGUUCGCGGAUUAUCAACGACUACUCCACUAGCAGUUCGUUCUCCUAAUAUCGCUUGUCCACAGCCUGGGGUAGAAAACCUGCCCGUUAAAGGGCAAUUAGGUUUUAAAGAAACCGAAAGUACGUCGAUUAAGGUGACUUUGCAUGGUAAAGCGAAUCUCCGACAAAUGGCUCACCAUCAAAGUCACGCGCGUGUUAAGGGCAAAGGACAAAGACGACCUGGUGGAGUUCAGGAUGAAAAUAGUGCCAGACCGAUUCAUCUGUAAAGUUAUAGUCAGUCA